UUACAUUACUUUUUCAUGGUUGUGUGAGCCCUUGCGUCUCCCUGUCCAUACCCAUUUCUCUACCUGAAGCUGAAGGAAGAAGUAUCACGGGCCAUUCAACGAUGGGGAAUCCAAUAGCCAAAUUUCUGAUAUUUGCAGUGAUAGCGUUCUUGGUCUCGUCGUCGUCGACGAUCGCUAGCUCAGACGUACCGUUUAUUGUGGCUCAUAAGAAGGCCACUCCCUCCAGGCUCAAGUCCGGCGCCGAACGAGUCUCCGUCUCCAUCGAUAUCUACAACCAAGGAUCUGCGACUGCUUAUGAUGUAAGUCUUACUGAUGAUAGCUGGUCCAAAGAUAUAUUUGAUAUUGUCAGUGGUAACACUUCAAUGUCAUGGGAGAGACUUGACGCUGGGGCUCUUCUAUCACACUCUUUUGAUUUGGAGUCCAAAGUACAAACACUAUUUUAUGGUGCACCAGCAGUUAUCACAUUCCGUGUCCCCACAAAGGCUGCUCUACAGGAAGCAUACACAACUCCGAUUCUGCCCUUAGAUCUCCUUGCAGAUAGGCCUCCUGAGAAGAAGUUAGAGUGGGCUAAGAGGUUGUUGGCAAAGUACGGGUCCUUGAUUUCGGUGAUCUCAAUCGUGGUAUUGUUUGUGUACCUGGUUGCAACCCCAUCAAAAUCUAGUAGCAAGAAGAAGCGCUAAUCGUCAGAAACUGAAACAAACUUCCGUAGCUGAUUCCAUAGGCUGGUCUCCAAUUGGGUCUCUUCUGAGACAACGUUGCUUGCUGAACCUCCGUUCAGUUUAGGUUGUCAUAUGUUAGAACUUUGAAAUAGAUAACUGUCUGAUUAUAUAUGUGAGAUGAACACACUUUGUCAAUCUGCCAUGCUGAUCUUUGGGCAGGUGUGACUCAGUCGGAAGAAAAUGUUUGACUUAGUUUUUUUUCUUUUCAAUUUGUACAUUUCUUGAUGAGCGAGCUUCAUCAGUUCUAAACUGUAUUAAUUCUGUGUUUGUUGUUA
This is a messenger RNA of Cornus florida, 994 nucleotides long. RefSeq lists its product as uncharacterized. The transcript has 6 exons. Gene Ontology annotation, cellular component: endoplasmic reticulum. NCBI's taxonomy places the organism in Eukaryota, Viridiplantae, Streptophyta, Magnoliopsida, Cornales, Cornaceae. The record is from RefSeq and is a predicted model, not a curated record. The coding region runs from base 102 to 680 and encodes 192 amino acids.